AUAAUACGAAGGUCCUCUCGACAAACAAGAGUAACUGUAAUCGAAAAUCAGGUUCUGUAAAGAAACGACAAAUUACAGUUGUUUAGCUUUCAAAAUAAGAUAUCAACAAUUGCCCACGACCGUCUACAACUUUUCAGCCUCCAUUCAUUCAUUCUAGACUGCCUUCAAGCGAAACUGACUGCACGGACGUCAUUCGACAUCGCGCGUAGUUCAAAGACUUGCCGAACCAUGUCUGUCAUCAACAAGCAGAUCCUGACCCCUCUGAGGAACAGGCCGACCCGCCGGAACCUGUUCGGGCCGGUGGACCGGGACCAGCUGCAGGAGGACUGGCAGAAUCUCAUCCAGAAAGAACUGGAGGACGCGUCCCGGCGCUGGAGCUUCGACUUCGCCACGGAAACGCCCCUGGAGGGCGGGGACUUCCAGUGGGAAGGGGUGGUGGGGGCCAAGGUGCCAGUACUGUACCGGUCCUGUAUGGUAGGCAAGGUCAGGUCCAAGAGGCAAGGAGGGUCUACAUCGAGGGCAAAAUCUGGGCAGACCGACAAGGAAAACACUCCAUGCACCCCCACCAGGUGCAAGGCCCAGCCCCAGAACCUGGAGGUGACGCCGGAGAAAAAACCCAGCCAAAUACUGAAGAGGAAACAGACCAACAUCACAGAUUUCUACCAGGUGAAGCGCCGGGUAGCAAACUCGCCACGGAAAUCAGGGCAGUGAGGAGGGCCAACGGUCCCCAAAUACCGCAGAAACCCUACUGCCUCUCAGGAACUCAGUCAUACACAGACUGUAAAACUAUUUCACCAGAAGGACUUGAACAUGUGUAUCUUUGUAUAUAGAAGGGCAAAUUCAGUGCUUUUUAUUCCAUCGACAUCAUGUCUGUCUGUGCUGCCUUCCCGUUAUGUGUGCCUCAUACUACCUGAUAGAGAAAGGUCAAAGGGGCGGGCUCCUUUCAUAGUGGUACACAUCAUUAGUCUUAGUAGAGGGUCAGAUACUCAAAAAAUGCAUCCCCCUUUCAUCCACUAACACUUGUCUCCUACCCUGCUCCUACCCCAAAGUAUCUGGAGGAAAGGAGGGGGAGGAGAUGAGUGGAGGAAAGGAGGAUACAUUUUUUGGGUAUUGGGGCACACCCUAUGAUGUGGUCACAUUCUGUUUGAAUCUCUGGAGCUGCCUCAUGGGAAGACCAUGUAAUCCUGGAGACAGGAGUAUGGAGGACACUCAGAGGCCAGCACCACAGAUCUAAACAUCCUUCAUAGUGAUGCUGAUGAGUCAACAGGCACGGUUAUGCACACGUCUUUGUACAUGCAUGUGAAUGUUAUUUAAGGUGAGGUUUUUUUUUACCUUUUUAACUUUAUACCUUUUUUCAGGUUUUUUUGUCCUCUAUCAGAACGGUUUGCCUCUCCUGCUAGCAUUUCCUGUCUAAAAUUCUUUUUGAAAAUACAAAUCUAGAGGUUGGCCACUAGGGUUCAAAUGACCAUGCUCACCUAUCCUCGAAUCAACAUUGAAUUUCCCUGCAGUUUUCGUGUGUCACACUCCUGUUGGUGCUAAUAUGAAGUUACACAAAUCUGAGGAGUUGGAAACUAGAUGUGAAAGGUGACACAAUGCUAAGUGUGUCUCAAAGAGUCUCUACCAGGCUUGUGUCAGCUAGUUUAUGAGGUGGAGUGCAGUCACAAGCAGGUGAGGUGGCCUAUAAACGGCUAAACUUCUUAAAAAGACAAGAGGUUUAAUUAUGAGAUGUAAUAAGCUUUUUAUCCAUUAUUGUUAAUGAUGAGCGCAGUGCAAGAUAUUAAAAAUAUUAGGUCCAUGCACAAAUCCACUAAACUCAAAUGUAGCGACCUACAAGUACAUACAAUUCAUUCAAAAAGUAUGUAUAGAAACAAAAGAUUAUCGAAGAGUACUUAAAACUAUUUGAAGUACAGUGCUUCAAGUACAGUGCAAUUAGAUACACCUAAAAGUGUUUCACGUUCACGUGCAGUAUUGGUGCAGUUAUAGUUAUUUAUUUGUAUGGUGGAAAAUCCUUGUGUCAUUGGUCAUUUGAUUGGAGGAGAAUUGGCAGCCAAGCUCAACACUAUGCAGUUGUGAUUAUAAUAUGUACAUAGUCUUGUAAUGUUCUUUGUAUGAUGUUAAGGAAAUAUCUUUCAGCUUUCAGCUUUAUCUCUCUUUUCCCUAAAUUGCACUUGUAUUUGUUUAUUCCUAAAAUUAGAUUAUGCACAUAUAUACUUUGUCAAAAUAUAUAAAGUUGUAUUUAUUGUUAUACUGUAGAUGAUGUGUGUCUCUUAAUUGAGAUUAAUAAAUAUUUGCAUUCUCUCUGA
This is a messenger RNA of Conger conger (European conger), 2303 nucleotides long. It is a transcript of the gene cdkn1a, whose product is annotated as cyclin dependent kinase inhibitor 1A. NCBI's taxonomy places the organism in Eukaryota, Metazoa, Chordata, Actinopteri, Anguilliformes, Congridae. Bases 229 to 711 code for a protein of 160 amino acids. The transcript has 3 exons. The record is from RefSeq and is a predicted model, not a curated record. Gene Ontology annotation, cellular component: nucleus. Gene Ontology annotation, biological process: regulation of mitotic cell cycle; signal transduction by p53 class mediator. Gene Ontology annotation, molecular function: cyclin-dependent protein serine/threonine kinase inhibitor activity.